Messenger RNA from Hordeum vulgare subsp. vulgare (domesticated barley), 1461 nucleotides. Its product is annotated as pentatricopeptide repeat-containing protein At1g01970. The record is from RefSeq and is a predicted model, not a curated record. The transcript is spliced from 2 exons. The coding region runs from base 23 to 1387 and encodes 454 amino acids. NCBI's taxonomy places the organism in Eukaryota, Viridiplantae, Streptophyta, Magnoliopsida, Poales, Poaceae. Gene Ontology annotation, molecular function: protein binding.
CUUCUCCGGCGAGCUCCUGCCCAUGGCGUCGCUCGCUGCCCCGGCCUUCCACUCGCUGGCCGCGCAAAUCUCCAGGGCCUCCACCGCGAGGGCGUCUUCGCAGUGCGUGACCGCGCCCGGCCGCCGAGGAGCGAGGGCGCGGCCUCGGGCGGCGGAGACUGCGCAGGCGGCGGCGGCGGAGACGCCGAGGUUCAGAUGGGAUGAACUUGGGACCGGCCUGUCCGAUCCCCAGGAGCAGGCGAUGCGCGGGCUGUCCCCGAAGCUGCCCAACCGGUGCAGGGCGCUGAUGCCGCGCGUCGUGUCGCUGUCCCCCGGCGAUGAGAACCUCGGCGUGGUCCUUGCGUUCUGGGUGAAGGCCAUGAAGCCCAAGAGGGCCGACUGGUUGCUGGUCCUCAAGGAGCUCAAGGCCAUGGAGAGCCCGCUUCUCGCUGAGGUGCUAGAAUAUGUGCUGCUGGAGGAUUCUUUCGAAGCGAAUGUGCGCGACUACACCAAACUGAUACAAAUCUACGGCAAGCAAAAUCUGUUGCGGGAAGCCGAGGAAGCAUUCCACGCCAUGAAAGCCAGAGGCCUCCCCUGUGAUCAGGUCAUGCUGACUGCACUGGUGGACAUGUACAGCAAGGCCGGGGAUCUCACCCGCGCAAAGGAGACGUUUAAAGAGAUCGUGCUGCUCGGCCUACCGCUCGACAAGCGCGCAUACGGUUCGAUGAUCAUGGCCUACAUCAGAGCAGACAUGCUAGACCAAGCAGAUGAUCUGAUCAAACAGACGGAGGACCAGCAGGUCUUCGCGGGGAAAGAGGUCUACAAGGCUCUGCUGAGAGCAUACUCGUACAGAGGCGAUUCAGAGGGGGCGCAGCGAGUUUUCGAUGCGGUGCAGUUUGCGGGGACGGUGCCGGACACGAAGCUGUGCGCGCUCCUGGUGAACGCCUACUGCCUCUCCAAUCGGAUCGACGAGGCAGUCUGCGUGACCCGAAACAUGAGGAGUGCGGGACUGGAACCGUGCGACAGGUGUGUCGCCUUGAUUCUGGGCGCGUAUGAGAAUGCCGACAGGCUGGAAGGAGCGCUGGAGUUUCUGGCGGAGCUCGAAGAGAAUGGCGUCGUAAUCGGCCAAGAGCCAUCGCAGUUGCUCGCGGCAUGGUUUGGUAGGCUCGGGGUGGUUCAUGAAGUGGAGCAGGUCCUGGAGGAAGUGGGGAAGAGUGGCAAGAGCAAGCAGAGUUCUUCUGUCCUGAAGGAAGGGGUGAAGAGCAGGAUGAGCGUUCACAGUGUUUCAGUUCAGAAGGAAUGGAGAAGAGGAAGCAGGAGCACACACAGCAUUUCAGUCCAGAAGAAAAGGACAACCAACAGGAAGAGCAAACACAAUAGUAGUCCAUCACCUCUGCAACUGAAGUGAAUUUGUAACUCGAGUGCCAUUAGCAUUCAUAUUAUGACAAUAUGCUGUCAAGAAAUCGCAUGCAAAAUCAUGAA